UUCUACCCUCUCCACGCGAUGUCCGCACAACUGGUGUUCGCUUGUAAUAUUGGGAAUCGUCAGUACAUUUGCACACGCGACCCGAUGCGACAAGAAGCGCGCUAUUUUACCCUUGAUUAAUUAAUCCGACACGAGGGAUGUGUUGUUGUUCCCGGUGUUUUUGAUGUGUGAGUGCGGUCGGAGAUGAAAUGAGAUGAUGGCAUGUGCGACUUCACUGUGGUAACUCGGUGCAGUCGGCACUAUGUGGACGUUCCUCUGCUACUUUACGGUCCUCGCAGCGUGGAUCUUCGCCUUCGAAAAGCGCAUCUUCGAUGUAACGAACCUGCCUGUCCAAAGUAUCAUCAUCAAAGCGGGCGAAAACAAAUCUCUUGCUUGUCCUGGAGUAAACGAACACUCUUUAGUGAUAGCCUUAGAAUGGCUCUCUCUAACUCACAACGUCAAGCUGGUGGAGUUCAUGAGUGAUUCUACAACGGUCUGGGUUAAUCAACAUCGCAUUGCACUUCUUCCUGAUACUUUCGGAUUAAGUUUUCAUCCCGCAAUUGCCGAGGACAGUGGUGACUAUGUUUGUUUAGUUAAUAGCAGACCCAAGCCGGACGGCAUCGUUCGUCUCAUAGUGCAAGAUGUGCCUGAUGCGCCGGGUCGCCCUCUCAUCGUCAGCUUUACGUCUAGGUCGGUCAACCUCUCGUGGGCCCCCUCGCAAGACACGCACCACAGUCCAAUCACUCACUAUAUCAUCCACACUCGGGUUGGCGAGAACGGCGAAUGGAAUGUGAUAGAUGAAAUUCUUACUCCGAACAACGAGAGCAGUUACCAAGUUACAAGCUUGCACCCUUACACAGUGUACAGUUUCAGGGUGGUAGCAGUGAAUGCGAUGGGGGCCAGUCAGCCAAGCAAAGAGUCCUAUUACAUGGUUACACUUCGAGAGGCUCCCGCGGGAAAACCGACGAUCACAACUGCGCAUAAUACCUCGUCGACAGCAUUACACAUCAGCUGGCGACCGCCUCAUCAUGAGACCAUCCACGGCGAAUUUUUGGGCUACCGUAUAGCAUAUCGGCCGAGGGACAGAGGAGACGAAGCUUUCAAAGAGAUAUACAUCCGGGACCCGAAUGUAGAGAGCCACACUAUACAAAAUUUGGAGACCUACACCCAGUAUCUCGUCUCGCUCCAGGUGUUCAACCCCGAAGGACCCGGGCCCAACACCACGGUCCUGGUCAUGACCGACGAAGGAGUACCUAGCAAGCCGCGAGAUCUCACCGUUUUGGAAGUCUCCUCUGAUACCAUCAUGCUCAGAUGGACCCAACCUGAGAAACUCAAUGGGGCCAUAGAAGGAUACAGAGUUUAUUACAUGUAUAACAACUAUACUGACACGAACAGUAGAAUCAAACCUGUAUCGCCUUAUAUCACAUACAACUUAACCAACUUAAAGCCGUUUACUGAAUACAAAAUAUGGGUUAAGGCAUUUACUAGAAACCACGAGGGAGAACCAUCUGAUCCUAUUUACAACACAACCGAUAUUAGCGGCCCAAGCUCGCCAAAAUUAUUGAACUUAACUUGCCAAACACAAGAUACGAUAUUUUUCCAGUGGGCCAGACCAGAGCAUUUUUAUUAUUCUAUUGAUUAUUAUUAUAUUUAUAUCUAUUUAAAUGACCGCAUUUGGAAGAACAUCUCUAUUGAAUCCUCCACGGAGCACCUAGAGACCUCGUACUCAGUGGAGAACGUGACGACAAACACCGAGUACCAGGUCCAGAUGCAGGCCUCCACGAGGAGCAACCGCACUAAGCGCAUAGUGAGGGGCCCUUUAUCGGAGCCCAAGACGGUCUACAUGCGUUCGGACUGCGAUAAAAUGCAGGAAUACAUGCGUCACACCACUCACGAGUUGAGUGCCGGCGUUUUGGCCGGUGUGAUUUGCGCCAGCUUCUCGUUUUUAUUGGCCGUAUCAGCUUUUAUCCUCUGGAGGUACCAAUACACGUUAAUUAAUCAGUUCCCCCCUGAUUUAAUAAGCGCGCAUCCUGUUUAUUUCAGAAAAUGCUUUCGCGUCUCGUACUAUUAUCUGGACGACCCCCCGUGUUCGGUGCCGACGGCUUCGCUGGACUGGAAUGCGCCCCCUGACGGGAACAGCGAGCAUAAAGGGGCCAUUCCGGUGCACCUCUUCCCGAAACAUGUGGCGGAGCUGCAUGCUGAUGGGGAUAUCGGGUUCAGUAAAGAGUAUGAGGCCAUUCAAGCUGAGGCCACGACUGAUGAACACACUUCGGAACAUUCACAGCAUCCCGACAAUCGUGUUAAAAAUAGAUAUCUCAACAUAAUUGCUUAUGAUCAUAGUAGAGUUCAGCUGCUCCAAAUGCCAGGACAGAAGAAAAAUAUCGAUUAUAUUAAUGCCAAUUACAUUGAUGGGUUUCAAUGGUCCAAGGCCUACAUUGGCACGCAAGGGCCGCUGCCAUCGACCUUCGAUUGUUUCUGGAGAAUGGUGUGGGAGCAGAGAGUUAAUAUUAUCGUUAUGAUUACUAAUUUAGUGGAAAGGGGAAGAAGAAAAUGUGAUAUGUAUUGGCCCAAAGAAGGAACAGAAACAUACGGUGUUAUCCAAGUUAAGCUAGUCAAAGAAGACAUUAUGGCAACUUACACAGUGAGAACGUUGCAAAUUAAACACCUUAGGAUUAAGAAAAAGAAAGCAGCAAUGGCGGAGAAGUUAGUGUAUCAGUACCACUAUACUAACUGGCCUGACCAUGGCACACCCGAUCAUCCACUCCCUGUGUUACAUUUUGUUAAAAAAUCAGCCGCAGCCAAUCCUCCUGACGCAGGACCAAUUAUAGUUCAUUGCAGUGCUGGUGUUGGUAGAACUGGCACUUAUAUAGUUCUAGACGCAAUGCUCAGACAAAUUCGUAGUCGGGGUGAAGUGAACAUUUUCGGUUUCUUGCGCCACAUCCGCUCCCAAAGAAAUUUCUUGGUCCAGACUGAAGAACAGUACAUAUUUAUCCACGAUGCGCUAGUUGAAGCAAUUGAGUCAGGAGAAACAAAUAUAAGCCGCGAACAGUUCCCCCGUUAUGUUCAAAUGCUGCAAAACCUAAACACUGAAGAGAAAAGUCAGUUGUGGAAACCAAUUGACGUACAAUUUAAAUUAGUCACGAGUUUUCAAUGUAAAGACUUCAAUCUCGUUUCGGCAAAUAAAGUGAUAAAUCAGCCAAAGAAUAGGACGGCAAAUAUUUUGCCGGUGGAAAGUUCCCGUGUACAUUUAACUCCGAAACCGGGCGAAGAUGGCUCUGAUUAUGUUAACGCAACUUGGAUGCAAGGGUUCCACAGUUUGCGUGAAUUCAUAAUAACGCAACAUCCACUCAAGACUACAAUUAAAGACUUUUGGCAAAUGGUCUGGGACCAUAACGCACAAACUAUUGUGAUGCUUAGCAUUAUUGAUAAUCAAGAAUUUGAAGUAUUCUGGCCUAUGGAUCAAGAAACGGUGGAUGCGGACAGCUACAAAGUUAAGUUAGUUAACGAACAAGCGCAAUCGACUUAUGUGACAAGAGACUUCACGAUGCAGUCGCUCCAAGACGAUUAUGAAAUACCCGUUAAGAUGAUUCAUUGCACUAAUUGGCCACACCACUGCUGCAGUAUUGCCGAAAUUUACCAUCUGCCAAAUACAGUCCUGGAUAUGGGCAUCCAGAACGGGCCUGUUGUCGUAGUAGACAGGUUUGGCGGUACGGAGGCGGCGUCUUUUUGUGAGUUGACAACGCUGAAGAAACACUUGAUGUAUGAUAAUCACGUGGACGUGUACAUGUACGCGAAGUUGUAUCACAAUAAGAGGCCUGGUAUCUGGGGUUCCUGUGAUGAUUAUUUGAGGCUCCAUUUGGCAGUUCAGACGCUGUGUAGUCCGCCGGAGGGCACGCCCGACCUGUACGCGAUGACAAAUGGGGCGCUGAAUGGGUCUUUAUCAAAUGACUGUGUGAGAGUACCUCCUGAAGAAGCUCCUCUAAUAUCCCAGGAUGUUAUGAAGUGUAACUGAUAAUGAUUUCACUUGCGUUGCAUGUUUUGUUAUUGUAAGUGGACAAUAGUGCUUCAGAGGAAAGGUACUAAGUUCUCAGUUGAUGUUGAUAGAGCCAAGUGAAAUGAUGUGAUGCACUAUACCGACUAUUCGUUUAUUACAAUUAUUUGCCUCCAAUAGACUCAAGAUGUAUAAAAUUGUAGUUAUGUGUAAAAAGAUAUGCGUGAACAUGAAUCAGAUAUUUAUAUAAUAUGUGCAGUGUAGAAUAAUUCAGUAUUUAUGUAAGUGUAUAGACUUAGUUUUUGUAUGAUAUUGAUUUGUAAGAAGAGUACAUCGAUCAUAUAAAACAUUCUGACUUGUUCUGGACCAAUUUAGUGAUUAAUAUAAAUUCUCAUGGUCCUUCAAGACAUGACUGCUCACAAGGCCUUGAAAGGUGUCUACUGACAUUGGCAUGGCUCUUCUCAUUUUCUACUGUAGAAAUGGCUUAUUGAAUAGAAUAGUAUCCGUCCACCAGGCGAUGUAUCACUCAACCCAACUCACUAGACACCUUUCAAGCCAUUAUAUCAUAUAUUGGAUGCCGCAAUCUCAUUAGGAAGUGUUCAAUUUUAAUUAAAUUUCAACUUGUUAAAAUACUCUUUUUUACAUUUUUAAAUCAUAUUAUUUUUGCAAAUUAUGCGACAAGUUGAUUUUUAAUUGUAGGCGAGAUUAUUAAAAGGAGUGUCAAUAUUUACUUCAUCGUUUUUUAAACCAAAUUUAUUUUAUUUUAACUGUAUUGAGUCUAAUAUUUAUGAUGAUCAAACUGUAGUACUCUUUAAAAAAAGUUUUUCAUCACCUUGUGUAUGUUGCAUUAUAUUUGUGUUAAAUAAAAGAAAUUUUUAAUAACAAA
Tribolium castaneum (red flour beetle) is the source of this 4856-nucleotide messenger RNA. It is a transcript of the gene Ptp99A, whose product is annotated as Protein tyrosine phosphatase 99A. Gene Ontology annotation, molecular function: protein tyrosine phosphatase activity; protein binding. Gene Ontology annotation, cellular component: signaling receptor complex. Bases 242 to 3991 code for a protein of 1249 amino acids. The transcript is spliced from 16 exons. The record is from RefSeq and is a predicted model, not a curated record. Lineage: Eukaryota; Metazoa; Arthropoda; Insecta; Coleoptera; Tenebrionidae. Gene Ontology annotation, biological process: peptidyl-tyrosine dephosphorylation involved in inactivation of protein kinase activity.